Messenger RNA from Prorocentrum cordatum, 435 nucleotides. The record is from the annotation of a GenBank genome assembly. NCBI's taxonomy places the organism in Eukaryota, Dinophyceae, Prorocentrales, Prorocentraceae.
AUGCCCAUCCCGCCCUCCUCGUUCACGUCCUUCGCGAUGAGCGUGACUGGCUCGCUCAUGACCGGCGUGACGGGGAUUUUCUUGUCAAGGCAGGCGGAUAUGAAUUUCCACUUGUCCUCUAGGUCGAAAUCCUUGCUCUUCGUGGCCAGAGCUGUCAUCGACGCGAGCCGGCAGUUGAGCUGCCAGAGCUGGAUCCAGUCGGUGGGGGCCAGCAGCGAGCGCCGGAAGCACUCCGCCGCCGACUCCUCCAUCCCGCGCAGCCUACGCCACCACGAGCCCCAGAACGCGACCGUGGGAAUGACGAAGAGGAUGGCUGCAACGGCCGAGGCACGAGACCGCGCCCAAAACGACAGCGGCACGCCGUAUACCCCCGUGGGCACCGUCACGUUGCGAAGAUUCGUCAGCAUAUCUUGCUGGAAGGUGCCCGCCCUGUAA